Messenger RNA from Cuscuta europaea, 1083 nucleotides. The record is from the annotation of a GenBank genome assembly. NCBI's taxonomy places the organism in Eukaryota, Viridiplantae, Streptophyta, Magnoliopsida, Solanales, Convolvulaceae.
CGAGCCGGCUGCCCAGAAGCCGGUGAAUGCCUUCCACAAGAAGGAUGGGGAGGCGCCCUCCCAGGCUGGUGAUGUUGUUGGAAUCGGGGGCUCUCAGGACGAUGCGGCCAUCAAGAAGAAAAGGGCCGAAAAGGGGGUUGAGCCCCCAGCUAAGAAGCAGAAGGCCGUGGACUCUGGCAAACAGCCUGUUACUGACGAGGUCAUCGUUAUGGAUGACGUGGGUGCCCUCGCUCCUAUACCCCGGGAACAUGUUAAUAGAGACAUCUUUGGUCGGGAGACGCUGGAGGCAAUUGUACCGAAUAGGGCCUCUAUCCUGGAAGGUAGCCUCAACCCUUCGGUGUUGAUGAGCCAGGUGAUGCCUUCAGCUGACAGGCUGGCCCUCGCCCGAAUGAAUGAUGAGGGUCUCAACUCAAGGAUCCUCCAGAAUAGCGCCUCCGUUUAUAUGGGUCUCUGUGAGCACUUCCGUAGGAUGGAGCAGCUUAGGAGGGAGAAGGCCGCCGACGAUGAGGAGAAGGCCAACCUCCUGAAAAAGCUGGCCGAUCUUGAGGAAACCCUUCGGGCUGCAACGGAGGGUGUUGACCGGCGGGUGGAGGCUGCCAAGGGCAAAGGCAGGGCCGAAUCUGAGAAAGUCACUGGGGAAGCCGCCCAAGCCACCGAUGUAGUUGCUGAGAAGGCAAAAAACGAGGCGGUUGCUCUGGUCGAGAGGUCUGCUGUUGAUGCCUUUAGUGCCAGUGGCUGGGAGGUUGAGGAUAGGGAAGAAUGGGUCUUCUCGGUGGUGCACAAGAAGAUAGAUGCCUGGGUUGAAAGCCCCAGUAAGAUGUGGUUGGCCGAGAGAGGCGACAGCUACUACCAAGGGGGUGAGUUCUUCACCCAACGUUUGAUUUAUCGUAGGCUGGCCUGACACUUCAACAUCCCCCUGGAGUAAUUCGAUCUUGAGGCGUAUGGUCUUCCCCCUACAGCCAGAUGUGAGAGUCCCCCUUCCCCCGGGCGAAGAGAGGCCAGUGCUCGAUGAUUCUGAGAAGACUAAGGAGUCCGGCGAUGGUGACGCCGACGAGGCCAACGGCGAAGAGGUCACCUCCAAAG